Messenger RNA from Nematostella vectensis (starlet sea anemone), 4949 nucleotides. RefSeq lists its product as uncharacterized. NCBI's taxonomy places the organism in Eukaryota, Metazoa, Cnidaria, Anthozoa, Actiniaria, Edwardsiidae. The record is from RefSeq and is a predicted model, not a curated record. The transcript has a single exon. Bases 1746 to 3527 code for a protein of 593 amino acids.
GCCAUACCCGCCAUUCCCGGAGUACACGGUGUAUUCCCAGUCAAAUUCAACGUACUUUAGUAAUGCAUUCAUGCAAUACCCGCUAUAUCCGCCUUAUCCGGAGUGCACGGUGUAUUCUAAGCAGAGUUGAUGUGUUUAGUUGAUGAAUUCAUGCAAUAACCGCUAUACCCGCCAUAGCCGGAGUAUCCGGUGUAUUCUAAACAAACUUGAACGUUCUUUGAUUAUGAAUUCAGUCUCGACCUCAUGCUAAAUCUAUUCCAUUCAACAAUUCUAUGACAUUGUUAGUAACUGUAAGUUUCUUACGAUUUAAAAAUCGUUCAAUUUUGUUUUGAAUUCACCGUGUACUCCGGGAAUGGCGGGGACAGCGGGUAUUGAUGGGAUUUAUCUCUCUGACUUGUUGUUUUUGUUGUUAGUUGAUUAUUUACUUUUAAUUUAAUACGAAUUCUCAGUCUUGGAACCUGUGUUCCUGUUCAUAUUUGGCAAUAGUUCAGCCUUUUGCUGUUGCCACAGGUCUUCGGUUGAUGCUUGUCAUUCGUUACUAUUUGUUUACCACUGCCAUACUGUACUGCAUUCAUUCAAAUUGGUUUGAUUUCUGACAAGGAAAAGUGUUUUUCUCCUAUUUGAAUAAAUAGGCGGUGUUCCGAUACGUACAGUUCCUCAUUUUUUGAGACGCGCGUUCACAAUUAUCGGUUCAUUUUAAUGAAAAUAUCCUUUUGAGUUUAGUUUUUGGAUGCAAAUCGAAAGAGCAAUGCCUCACGAACAUUUAGAGUGCUAAAAAUCCCAAGUGCGACUGACCGUUAAAAUCUGCCAGCGAGACGAAAGGCAGAGGAACAAAAAUUUGGGAAACGAUCAUAUACGUUUCCCUAAUUUGAUUAUUCUGCAUUUAAUUUCGGUAUGCGCAACGAUAGAACGCCAAAGUUACCGUGAUACUGCUUGAGGUAGUUUAUGAGGGCUUGCUCUAUUCGCGUUUGAGGUUUAUUUUGAUUGAGCUACACACGAGACGUUUUAAAAUUCGAAAACAGUUCCGCGUGUUUUUUGUUGUGUUCCUAUAUCCGCGAAAGGAACUGAAUAAAUUAUCACUUAACGGAACGGUUGUUCCGUUUAGAGGUGAAGAAUCGGAACGCUUAUGGCACGCUUCGGAACAAAAGGACUUGUUUGUACAAUGAAGAACAAAAUGUUCCCUUUUCGAAGUCCACAAAGGAACUGUUGGUCCUAAUUGAUGCAAUUAGGAACAACAGUUCCUUUUUUGACGCGUUCCCAAUUGAGGACCACCACUCAAAAAGAACAAAAGUUCCUGUUUGCUACGGUUAAUAGACUUAAAAGGGAACGCCUGUUCCUAAGUGGUUAAAAGUAUAGGAACAGUGGGACCGAUUUGGCCUAAAUGGUGCCGUUUCUUUGCGAAAAGGAACAAAAAAAGGGCCACAAUGGACCGAAGUGGGGUGUUCCCUUUUUCGAAAACAUGAACAAAAGUUCCGCAUCUAUGGUUUUGUUUCUCAAUCUCAAAAGAUAUGAUCUUUCAAAGCGAUGCCUAGACUCGCACAAGCUGUGCAAAAGCAAGGGCAUGCCGAGGCUUGCUUGGGCAUGCCAUUUUGGUUUAUCGUGCCCCCAACCAAUAGACUGCUGCCACUAUUUCGAGGCUGUCGCGUGGCAGUGAUUGAUUGGCUCUUUUCACGUAUUUGAUAGCAUUAAACAUGCGGUACGCCGCAUACGUUUCUCAUUCUCGCAUUAACCGUUGCUGACAAGAGAUGGUAAAGCAGGGUAAUGUGAUAAACUGGUCGCUUCUUCCAAAUGCUGCGAAGAAACCAAAAAGAAUGCACUUAGAAGAAGACGAAAAUGACGGGCUGUUUCACUGCCCUGUACCAGACUGCCAUAACGAUGGGUUUGGAACUCAAAGAGGGUGUAGAAAACACGUCAAGAAAAAGCACCCAUGGUUUUAUUACUUUGAUGAGAAACCCAGCGACUCAGACAUCGAAGCUUCCCGAAGCCAAAUGGAAAAGGAGAAGGGGCAACGACGUUCAAGUAAUGGCGUCCCAUCGUUUGACAUGUCUUGCACGUUUGCUGAGCAAUUUACCGCGUGGCUCAAGGGCAGUGGUGGGGGCUGCAAAAGUGAUCGACAAGCGCAGCAACUGGUUAGCAAAUGCUUGAAGUUUCUGAAAUUUUGCAGCGAGGACGAAGAUCAUCUCACAUUAGAUAUUGUGGACUUUUGCUUGUGUUCGCCUAAUCUACUUUUCAAAUUUGCCGAUUCAAUGCAGAGCGAGUGGCAGUUGGGUCAUGCCGGUCGAAUCGGAUACCUGGACGCCAUUGCAGAACUAGUGACCUACAGGAAAGUAAACGGAGUAUCGGAAGCGGUGCUUAGAGGGCUGUCUACGACGGACACAUACUUGAAAAAGGUGCGUAAGACCGUCUCAAAAAUGAUGCGACUACAGUGGACUAGCGAUUUAGACAUCGAUGUGCUAGAGGCCAAAGGGCACUGGGCAACCAUGGACGAGCUCCUUGGUGUGGUGUCUCGCUACUUGCCCCGCUACGAGGCCGUGCUGAGAACGUGCAAGGACACGCCCGACAGGGCGUCUCCGUUUGAUCUGUCGUUUGCCACUAAAUUUCUCGCCGUUUAUCUGUUUAUCCAAGUCAAGGGCUCGCGGCCAAUGACGUAUCAGUAUCUGACUGUGGACAUGGUGCGCACUGCCAAGACUAACGGAGGUUUUGUCGACCAGAAAAUGUUCAAAACAGCGGGCAAGUACGGCUUCGACUCGCUCCUUCUGACCGACACAAACAUGAGUGUGCUCGAGGGAUACAUAACCUACAUUCGCCCGCUACUCAAACCCAAGUGUGAGUACGUCCUAGUUACGAGAAACGGGGGUCAGCACAACAAGCUCGGUGAGCUGAUGAGCAAACUUGUGUUUGAAGCGACUGGCAAGUAUGUUCACCCCACACGAUACCGACAAAUCGUCGAGACGUCUAGCUGCAAAGUGCUAAAAAGUGCCGAUCGAAGCGCCAUCUCUGAAGAUCAGAAGCACAGCUCGAACGUCGCCAAAGUGCACUAUCGCAAGCAGCGUUCACGCGAAGUCGCCACAAAGGCGCGCGAAUGCCUCGAAAAACUACACGGCGACAGUGGCACCAAGCUGGACAAAGAGGUUCUAACGAGGCUCUCCGACCUUUCAAACUCUUCAGAGGAUCAAGACGACUGCACGAAGUCGUGCUCUUCAACGGACGAAGUUCAAGAAAUCUCCACACCGCCAGCAGCGAGAAUGAAGCCUUCAGCCCGAAAACUACCGGCAAAGCAGAAGCGCGAAGACGCUUUUUUGAUGACAGAACUGUGCCCGGCUCGCAGAAAAUCGCUCCUAUUUACGCCCGAAGAGGACAAGUAUCUUAAAGUUGGUCUCAAAAGAUACGGGUUCGGACAGUGGACUUCGAUCUUAAGAGACCCCGACUUCCAUUUCCAAAAAGGGAGGAGCCCCAACUCGUUGCUCAAUCGAGCAAACAGAAAAUACGGCACCAUGGAUAACCACUUAGUGGACAGGAAAGGCUAGGUGGGACAUGAUGUACUUACAGUCAUUCUAAUUUUGGCGUUUCGACAUGUUUCUUUGUAUUUAGUAAAACUGAAUGUAUCACGCCACAAGAUCGGACUAACAAGCGUCUUACAAAGUGUGCAUUACGAAUACCCUUAAUUGUAUUUGUGUAGGUAAAAUACCUUUAAUCUCUUAAGUAAUCUUGACAAUUGGUAUCAUUACGUAGCGUUGUGCGUAUAUGAAGGCACACGACUUUAUUAAGACUUUAUGGCGACUUUGUUAUACAGAGUAUCAGGAAGAAUAUCGCGUUUACAGAAUAUUAAAAAGAUUAAAUUUGGCUGAGAAAACCGUUCAGUCUUGUUUGCCCUUUGUCUGUCGGUUGCGGUUUACGAAACUUGAGUCGGUUGCGUCGUCCCUUGGGUGUCUGGGUGAGGGAACGGCGCUUGGCCGGUGUAGUAAAUGCCAUAUAUUCUAUCCCUGGUGAUUCCCAUCUGUCUGGUUUUGGGCUCCAUGAUGGGGUCUUUGGUAUCUAAAAAAGCGUGAAAGGCUCGAAUAAUUUGAUCAGCAAAAAGGUAACAAAAACACAUGUUUACCUCUGGCAUAUCGUCACUUGAGCCUUGGCGAGGAGGGGUGUGUGUCUGGGAUGGACAUCCGCUGUCUCGAACCAAAGAAUCUUGGUCUCUGUCUGCCUCAUCGUCGCAGCUUGGUAGCGGAUCCCAUAAGUUUAGCUACAAAUGCGCACAUCGUUGGUCGAGGAGCCCCCAGCUGAUUCACGCCUUCCGUCUUUCCUCAAUCGCCGUCUCGCAAGCCAGAGUUCGAGUGUUGGUAUGCUGACUUUUGAGCUUGUCGCUAACAAGUUGCACAAACGCUUUAGCGCUUUUCAACGCCUCGUUCUCCGAGAUUGAUUGCAAUCUCGACGAACAUCGGUGCAGCUCAGUCUCAGUCGCUCGCACCCAAUGGCUCUCGAAUGCCGCUCUUGCCAUGACUUUCCUUUUCUCAGCCUCAGACUUCUGGUGAUCCUCUCUAAUCCGGCCUAGUUCCACGAUUAUUUCCUCGGGCAUUGCAUCUUCGGGGUCUUCCGGUAAUAAUUCCAGCAAGUUGUGUGGAACUCCCAGAUCCACCAGCCUUUACUUCGGCUUUUCAGCAUUUUAGAUUUACGGGCCUUGUUUAGUUGCUGGUGCAAACUCCUCUCUCCUUUCAUCUUCUCUAGUAAAAUGUUGAGCUGUCGCUUUCGCAUGCUGAAAGGCCGGCAGUUGCGAUACUCAGCUUGUUGAACGUCUCUGCGUCACUGCCAGAAUAGUUAUCCUCGUCUCCAUCUAAAAAGGUAAUCUGGCAUGCAACCCAGUAGGAAAUCGCAGGAUAUAUUUGCUUCCCCGGCGUAGAAACUUGAGAUGCAACGACCGUCUCCUCGUCAUCUCGUCCUGACUCUUCGUUUGCUGCCUG